This is a messenger RNA of Boeremia exigua, 1896 nucleotides long. RefSeq names its product serine carboxypeptidase. Bases 132 to 1766 code for a protein of 544 amino acids. The transcript has 5 exons. Gene Ontology annotation, molecular function: serine-type carboxypeptidase activity. NCBI's taxonomy places the organism in Eukaryota, Fungi, Ascomycota, Dothideomycetes, Pleosporales, Didymellaceae. Gene Ontology annotation, biological process: proteolysis. The record is from RefSeq and is a predicted model, not a curated record.
CUUCUCAUAGACAAGCGUCAGGCCUCAAGCGCAGUGAUGCCGUCACUUGAGAAAUCAUUCAAAUACUCUCAUCUGGUCAGUAUGCAAAGCGCCAGUCUUUUGAUUGUAAACUUCAUCAUAUCACUGUCAAGAUGAGGUUCCUCGAUCUCUUCAGCGGUUUACUGUGCGUUUCUUCUGCGGCAGCUUUCAAAAAGCCUGCCAAGCCUACUCUUCCAAGGUCCGUGGUUGAGAGAAGUCUGCCUAACCAGCCAUUCUCGCAUCCUGAAAUCCAGAAACGAGCUUCUCAUUUCCUGACGGAGAAGACCAAGGCUUUUGCUGUUAACGGCACUGGGAUUCCAGAGGUUCCUUUCGAUAUUGGCGAGAGUUAUGCUGGUUUGCUUCCAAUCUCGGACAGUCCUGAUGAGACACGAAAGCUCUUCUUCUGGUUUUUCCCUUCGACAGCUGAACAGACUCCUGAGGAUGUCACUAUCUGGCUUAAUGGCGGUCCUGGAUGCUCCUCUCUCUCUGGUCUCUUGACUGAGAAUGGUCCUUUUACCUGGAUGUCGGGAACGCUUGCACCAGUGCAGAACCCAUACUCGUGGACAAAUCUUACAAACAUGCUGUUUGUAGAACAGCCCAUUGGCGUUGGCUAUUCCCAAGGAACACCCAACAUCACCAACGAGGUUGAGCUUGCCACUGAAUUCCGUGGCUUCUACAAGCAGUUUGUAGAUACCUUCCAGACUAAGAGCUGGAAGACAUACAUCACGGGAGAAAGCUACGCUGGCUACUACGUGCCGUACAUUGCCGAUGGUUUUAUCUCUGCGAACGACAACGAGUACUUCAACCUCGCGGGUAUUCAGAUUAACGAUCCCAUCAUCGGCGACGAGACCAUUCAGCAGCAAGUCGUCAUAUUGCCAUAUGUGGAAUUCUGGCAGAACUUCCUCUACCUCAACGAGACUUUCCUUGACCAGGUCCGCGAUCGCCAAGACUCCUGCAACUACUCAUCUUAUCUCGACACCUACUUCAAGUUCCCGCCUCCUCAAAAGCCCUUCCCCGUUUUGACCGACCCCUACAGCACCGAAGAUGGCGCGUGUGACAUGUUCGACACUUUCUAUGCUGCCAUUCUGGAAGUAAACCCGUGCUUCAACAUCUACCACAUUUCUGAGACCUGCCCUCAUCCAUACAGCCAACUCGGUAUAGUCAACACCGGGGACUAUUCGCCCCCUGGCAGCCAGAUCUACUUCAACCGUACGGACGUUAAGAAGGCUCUACACGCCAACGUGGACACCAACUGGCUUCAGUGCACUGAUAUCAAUGUGUUUGGAAACGGUAACGCGAGUAGCUUCGCUUCCGAUGCAUCGCCGCCCCCUGCCAACAACGGUGUCCUCCAGCGCGUUAUCGAGUACACGAACAACACGAUCAUUGGAUCCGGAGACCUUGACAUGCUUCUCAGUACCAACGGAACGCUCUUCGCUUUACAGAACAUGACCUGGAACGGCGCUCAAGGUCUCUCUGAGUACCCUGCCACCCCGCUCUAUGCGCCUUACCACCCUGAAUACAACGGUGGUUCGCUCGCCGGCGCCGGCAUCCAGGGUGUCUGGACUGCUGAGCGUGGGUUGACAUUCUACACUGCUCGCCUUGCUGGCCACGAGCUGCCCGGGUACACUCCUGGCGUCGCAUAUAGGAUGCUCGAAAUCCUUCUCGGUAAAGUGGCCAACUUUAGCAGCACCGAGAGCUUCACCACCCAGAACGGCAACUACACUGGCAACGGCACAAUUUACAAGUAAAGCUCCGAUUCACAUAUAGAUGUUGUUCUAGAUACGAACAGUAGAAUGCCACCACUUCAAGAAGACUUAGUUUUUGCACGUUGCUGGUCGCUAUUUUUAGACCAGGACAUUUAUCAACAUCCACAAUUGU